UAGCCGGGCCUCUUUGAACAGCACACCGGAUCGCGUACGCUAGGGGGCGGGACUGAGACGGCUGCAGAACUAGCAAUGAAGGAACUGGCGCAGGAUCUGAAAAUGGAGUGUGAUAUUCUGGAUGCGCUCGAGGCUUUGGGAUACAAAGGCCCUCUUUUGGAUGAAGAUGCCCUUAAUAAAGCAGCAGAAAGUGGUCUGGCUUCACAAGACUUCUGUGACCUUUGCGUUUGGUUAAGUUCCCAAAUACAGUCAUUGUGUGAUCUAGAAGAAAGCAUCUCCUCAACAGCUGGUGGUGAAGAUGUUGAAAGUUUACAGCUUGAGAUGAGUGGCUUUUUAAAAGAGCUGACCUGUCCAUAUCCUACACUUGUAUCUGGAGAAAUUAAAGACCGAUUGAAAAAGAAAGAAGAUUGUCUUAAAGUCCUAUUAUUUUUAAGCACAGAACUUCAGGCUUUGCAGUUAUUGAAAACCAAACAACAUCAGCGUUCUCAUUUGGCAAAGAAUAAUGAAAUCCAUCAAGAAAUCCAAAUGAUUUGUGAUGUGCUGGGUCUACCAAAGUCACCACCUUCAUGUUCUGACAUUCCAGUCUUAUUAAACAAUAUAGAGUCAAAGAUCAAGGAUGUUUUAUCAAAAAUUCCAAAUACUUAUGUGGGCAAAUCUCUGUUAAAAACUCCUUUGAAUCCAGAUCAAAUGGAAAUGUUGGAAAAAAUCAAUGAGACUCUUCUCAGUGAAUAUGAAUGCCGCCGUCGUAUGCUAAUGAAGCGCUUAGACGUAACUGUACAGUCCUUUGGAUGGUCUGAUAGAGCAAAGGUGAAGACAGAUGAAAUUGCAAGGAUUUAUCAACCCAAGCGUUACGGAUUGUCUCCUAAAUCAACUGUUUCGUUAGCCCAUCUUCUAGCUGCUCGUGAAGACUUAUCAAAGAUCAUAAGAACAAGCAGUGGAUCUUCACGAGAAAAGACCAUUUGUGCAAUCAAUAAGGUCUUGAUGGGAAGAGUACCAGAUCGUGGAGGCAGACCAACAGAAAUUGAUCCACCACCCCCUGAAAUGCCCCCUUGGCAGAAGAGACAAGAUGGUGGUGGUAGAGGAGGAAGAGGAGGCUGGGGAGGCGGGGGUGGCGGUAGAGGAGGCGGGGGUGGCGGUAGAGGAGGCGGGGGUGGCAGUGGCGGCAGUGGUUGGGGAGGAGGGGGUGGCGGUAGAGGGGGUGGGGGUUGGAGGGGAGGGGGUGGUUUUCAAGGGAGAGGUGAUUACAGUGGGAGAGGAGGCUACAGUGGAAGGGGUGGGUAUGGUGGAAGAGGAGGAGGCUACGGGAGAUAUUGAUACCAUUAAACCAUUAUACCAUUAAAUGUUAACUGACACACACUGUUCAUUGAGAACCCAAGAUAAAUGAUAGCUGACUUAGCAUGAUGUUUGAAUUAUGUUGGUCCUGCUUAUUGAUAAAUUGCUAUAUUUAAUUCGCUGUUUUUUGACUGGGUUUUCACGUAAUAUGACAAACCUCAGAAAUAUGAACAUAAAAUUAAAAUAGAAAGUUAAAAUUGAUUUUCUUUUAAGUGUUCAGAUCUAAAAGAUCUCUUACAGAGAAGAGCAUGGGAAACACUGUAUGCUAAAUUUGGCCUCCAAUUUUCUCAAACCACUUGUGGAAAAAGUAGGAAAGAGCCUGAUUUCACUAGCUGGAAUGUGCCUGAUCUAAAAACAAAACUGCAGCAGGUAUCCAUGAAAUGUCUAUAUUUUUUGCCAUGAUGAUCACUGGAGAGUUGCAAUUUUUGGUUGGCCUUGCUAGCCAAGCCAAAAAUUGUAGUUGCCACAUUCCGCCUGCCUGCUAGGUGGCUGGAAGCAACCAUCUUCUCCUUUGCUAGAGGAAAGGCAGGAGAUAAGUCUUCCAUCUUCAGCCAAUGCUUCUCUAAGGGGCUCCAAGUCCCUCUGCUGAGGAACUGCCUCCUCACUUCUCUUUCCUGCGGGAAAGAAGCAGUGUGCAGGCAUCAACUGAUGCUUGGUGGUGGGGCACAGAGACCCACUGCUGUGCAGAGGCUGCAAGUAACUCCCCCCUCCCUGCUUUUGUCACCUGUGGGAAAGAAGUGGGAUCCUCCCUUCCAAACUUUCCUCCUAAUCUUGGAGCUGGGGAAGGUUCUGGGAUCACAGCAAAACUGCUGGGAUGAUACCCAUCCCCCUUUGCAGCAUCAAAGUUGACAGGAAGGUUUUUUACACAGGGAUAGACUUACUGUGGUGAACAUAAUUGUCGAAGCCUGAUGAUCACGAGCUCAUGAGCCUUUGUAAUGCAAAUAUUCCAUAAGGAACCCUGUCAUGAACUUUGAAUAUAAUCAACUAGUCCUCAGUGUGCUUUACUCUCUACCAGAGAAAGUUGGCUGUUGAGAAGGAAGACAGAAUUAAUGUAAAUAAGGGAGUGUGGAUGUGCCUGGAAAUGUCAUCCUUCCACUCUCUCUCCCACCUGACCUUAUUCUUUACUUACAACAUCCUGGCUUCCGUGAAGUAUAUAGGUGAGCCCAGGGGCUGGAAAUGUUUGACAAAGCUAACCGUUAGAACAUUGGGGCCUCUGUCUUCCCUACAUUUCCUCCUAAGAGAAAAGGUUUUUCCCUUCUGCCUCACAUACAGACUUAUGUAUUCUAAGCUAGAAUUCUAGCUGUUGUAUAGUAUAGACUUGAUGUUUUUAACGAGUUAUACACUCAGAACAGGUUAUAGAACUGUUCCCAGCUAUAAGUAAAAGCUAAGAAAGCCACAAUGUGUUUUGUUCUUUUUAAAGGGCAGAUUUUUUAACCUUCCCUAUCCUUCCCAAACUAGAAUAUAUUUGAGACAAAAUUAAAACGGUCAGUUUCUAGCUAUUUUGAUUCCUAUACAGGUGCAUUUCUUAACCUAAAAAAAUGCAAUAAAUCAUUUUUUGAACGUUUCUAUAAAUAAUUUUUGUAUGUUUUAAACCUGAAUAGUGUAUUUUGUGAAACAUAAGUUUUGUGUAAAUAGUUUGUGUUUAAGAGCAAUUCCAUUUAUGUAUGAACAUUUUCCUUUUAAAAAGUUUGUGAACGUUAAUGGAGCACCUACUGAAAAUCUUGCUUUUUGACAGUCAACUGGAGAGUAUUUUGUGUUUUAAGAAAUAGGUUGUUUACACUUGUGAGCACUGAGAAGUAAAGUACUGUAAAGUUGUCAUCAUUGUGCUUUUUGUACAUAGAAUUUCACUGAUACACUAGUCUACAAGAGGGGCAAGGAAUUCUUAGCUCAUAAGCCUCUUAUAGCCCCUACUCUAAUUUAUUGAAGGCAGCAUCAGGGACCAGCAGCAUGGAGAGCGGAGGUGGCAAUGGUGUUUAAAAGGAAAAUAAAUCACACAGAGAUGUAGAUCUGGGCAACUUCCUUUUCCUUCACUCUUUGGGCAAGCACUUCUGGAGCACUUGUCAGUCACUGGAUGAGCAUUAUAAGCAAUGGCCCCAUGUCUCCCUUCACAUCUGAGCAACGUGAAAUCCAGGAAGGUAGUGCUCUUCCUCAGUGGUGAGGCAUGUGCAGAAGGUCCCAUGUUCAGUCCCUGGCAUUUCCAGAUAGGGCUUGGAGGGAAACUCUGGAGAGCUCCUGAAUGAGGGGGGGAAAUACACCAAAGAAUGGAAGGCUGGAAAAAUGGGUUUGGAUUUUUAAAGGUUUUUUUCCUUAAAAAAAAAAAAAUUAUGUGCAGUAGGGGUGGUGAGUCUAGGGCAUAGCAGACUUUUGACUGGUAAGGAGAGCUUAUUUCCUUCUAGAGUGAAGAGCGGACUUGGGAUAGCUGAGAACUUCUACUUCCCAAGUGUCUCUUUGAGGUCAAUGUGUGGCUGACCCUUAUUACAGUGAUAACACUAGAUUGAAGAUUUCUCUCUUCAAAGCUCAAAUUCAGUAAUUUUGUCCUGCAGUGAUACUUUCAGGCACAAAUGUUUCAUGUAGCUUUGUCCCAAUAACAUUCCUGUCAGGAGUGUCAUAAGGGGAUAUUACUGGCAUGACCACCCUUAUAACAUUGACAACUUCACAGGACUUGUCAUGAAAAGGGCCUCUGUGUUCUAGAAUUAUUUCAUAUUAGAAACAUUGGUGAAUACUCUGUGGCCAGUGGCAGUGAAGUCUGUAGGGAGUGUCUUUGGCAGGGGGAGGAGAAAUGGGUGUGCUUCAUUAGAGUCUGGGGUUCUAGGGAAGCUUGGACUACUUAAUCUACUUUUCAUAUUGUUUUCAGUCACUGUUUACUUCACUUAACAUAAUGCAACUUUUGCAUGUCUUGAACUGCUAAAUAUUCUUUUUGAACUGCCCAUUUCCCCCCCUGUAACUGCCCAUGUUGGGUCUAGCUAACCAAUAAUAAUAAUAAUAAAAAGGCCUGACAUAUUCCUAAUUAGAUUAAUAAAGGUGAUUCUCAAACCUUAAUGUAUUGCCUCAGGGGAAAUACCAGCUGUCACCACAUGGGACGCCCCUGCAUUAAGAAAUAUCUGUAUGCAACUGAGAUGCAGGAGGAAAAUCUUCGACAUAUUAUCAUGCCAAAAAUAACUAUGGGAAUUACAUCUGGCUGAUUACUUAAAAGCUAACAACUAAAAGUCUUUGGAUACUCUUAUCGGAUCAAGACUACCACAACGCUCCAGAACAGUACAAAAAAAAUUACUUUGUAACUUAAUUUCAAUAAAUAUUAAACCAAAAGUUGUACUUGAGCCAACUUUUACAGACUGUACAAUUUAUGUAUCAGUUUUUACUGUCAUACUUUUACAGAUAUCCCUAUCAAUGAAAGCAAAUUAUUUUAAGAAAAAUAACAUAAAUUGGUACUCCAACAUCACAUCAACAUCUUAAGGCUUUUUAAAAAUAGUUUUAUCUUGCUUGAACAACAGUAAAUAUGAGAUGAUUGGCACGAGUCUAAGACAACAGGCCUAGCAAAUUGUAAAGUAUGUGUUCCUUUGGCUUGUGUGUUUGGCACAAAAGGAGAUCUGAGAGAAAGUGGAUUAGGACAAUAUGGACAGCUGAAUGUCUACAUGCUGUUUUUCAAAAGGUUCAAAACAGCUGCUGUGUAAAUACAUGUGGCACUGGAGAUGAUACAUACCUAUGUUAUUUUCUUGCUUUUGUUGUAUCGUGCUUAUGGUAGUGAAGCCUUGCCACAAACCACACAUGCAUCUGCUUGGGAAGAAGAAACCACAGCCUAAUUCUAUGGGAAGUAAAUCCCAAUGAGUUCCACAUGGCUUACUUCCAUGUAGCUGUCCACAAAAUCAUGGCCUUCAUGUAUUUUAUGCACUCUUGUCUAGCCAAAUAUUUUGGGGCAAAACACUGAAUAAUAAAGCAA
Messenger RNA from Rhineura floridana, 5269 nucleotides. RefSeq names its product family with sequence similarity 98 member B (gene TSLIG3B). NCBI's taxonomy places the organism in Eukaryota, Metazoa, Chordata, Lepidosauria, Squamata, Rhineuridae. The transcript has 8 exons. Bases 76 to 1314 code for a protein of 412 amino acids. Gene Ontology annotation, cellular component: tRNA-splicing ligase complex. The record is from RefSeq and is a predicted model, not a curated record.